AUUCGGCUAGCGGUUAAGAGUUCACGAGGAAGCGUUCACUGUCACUUCGGGCACAUGUAAAGAGCUUUAGAUCAAAAACGGUAAUAAUGUCAUCUAUUAACAUCUCAAGAGAAGCGCUUAUAGGCUCUGCGACGCUUGGAUUGAUGUUUAUAGCGGGCUAUUAUGUGGGCAAACGCAAAUCGAAAUUCUCAAGAAUGUCAUCGGGUAAAAGUCAUGUGGGUGGUAAGGACGACCCUGUGAUGCAAUAUCUCCUGAAUCAUUCUCUGAGAGAGCACCCUGCCCUUAAAAAACUGCGCCUGAGAACUAUGGAGCAUAAAUGGAAUUUCAUCAUGGUGGCGUGUGAGCAGUCGCAGUUGAUGGCGAAUUUGGCCCGAUUAAUCAAGGCCAAGAAGGCUAUCGAAAUUGGUGUGUAUACGGGCUAUAACGCGUUGAGUAUUGCUCUCGCGCUGCCAGAAGAUGGAAAGCUGAUUGGAUGCGACGUAAGUGAGGAGUACACCGACAUUGGCAGACCCUUCUGGAAAGAGGCUGGCGUUGAACACAAAAUCGACCUGCGUCUGCAGCCGGCACUGAAAACUCUCGAUGAACUGCUGGCUGCAGGUGAAGCCGAGACAUUUGAUUUUGUCUUCAUUGAUGCUGAUAAACAGAACUACGACAACUACUAUGAGAAAUCUUUGCAGCUGGUCAGGAAAGGAGGAAUAAUUGCCAUUGAUAAUGUCCUGUGGAGCGGGCGAGUAGUGAAUCCAGCAGAGGGUGAUGUGGACUCUAUCAGCAUCGAUAAACUGAACAAGAAACUUUACCAAGACAUCAGAGUGAACCUGAGCAUGCUCACUGUGGGCGACGGGCUAACGCUUGCAUUCAAACUCUGAGCUCAUAGGAGACACACUAACAUUAAAACUACAAGUCCCAUAACACACUGAAGGAACUUCCAAAAACGAAUCGCUCUGUUCCAAAACCUAGCAUUUUAAGGCAUCGUAGGCGUGUACCUGACGUGAAGGCUGUUCCAAAAGUUUGGCCCUUCUGGAUAUCUUCUUUUGGGCCUAAUUUUUCAGAAUGCAUUGCCCAAUCAAAUUUUAAAAACGGACUAUUUUACCCAAUAAGCAAAUAAGCAUAUUUAUGCUUAUUUGAGUAUCGCAUAAACUUAGCAACAUGCUAACUGCAAACAAUCAAUUGUAAUUUGAGUCUCCCAUGAGCAAUAUUUGUAUGAAGCACAGAGAUGUUGCCUGCAGUAUAUAGAGCGUUCUAAAUCGAUCACUUAUGAGUUCCAUCCAUUGCAGUUAGGAUACUUGCCUUAUAACGGAGACAGCAAGGCAGUUCACUAGGUUUUGGAACAGCACCUAAGGUUUCAAGGACAUACAGUAUGUGUUACAGUGGAUUUGUAAUCAUUGUUUUAUUGAGGAUAUACAUUAUAUUUUAAUCAUUGAAAUGUGACUAUAUGAAGGCAAAGUUUUGCAUUAAAAUUAUGUUGCCAACUACUGAUUAUGUUUCUAAAAAUGCCGAGUAAAUGUGAAAUUUAUUUGUGGAAUAAAAGUUUUCAACAAUCAAAAGAAAA
This is a messenger RNA of Myxocyprinus asiaticus (Chinese sucker), 1549 nucleotides long. RefSeq names its product catechol O-methyltransferase domain-containing protein 1-like. The transcript is spliced from 7 exons. NCBI's taxonomy places the organism in Eukaryota, Metazoa, Chordata, Actinopteri, Cypriniformes, Catostomidae. Gene Ontology annotation, molecular function: S-adenosylmethionine-dependent methyltransferase activity; O-methyltransferase activity. The coding region runs from base 87 to 866 and encodes 259 amino acids. The record is from RefSeq and is a predicted model, not a curated record.